This is a messenger RNA of Thamnophis elegans (Western terrestrial garter snake), 1686 nucleotides long. RefSeq names its product zinc finger BED domain-containing protein 5-like. The transcript has a single exon. The record is from RefSeq and is a predicted model, not a curated record. Bases 1 to 1686 code for a protein of 561 amino acids. Lineage: Eukaryota; Metazoa; Chordata; Lepidosauria; Squamata; Natricidae.
AUGGACAAGUUUUUGAAAAGGAAAGAACUGGACUCUGAACAAAAUUCUCAGCCAGAUGAGAGCCCAAGUAUGAGUGGGGAUCAAAAGAAAGCAAAGAUGGUUAGCUCAAGCAAAUUCUCUGGCACAAGGCAAUAUAGCGAAAGCUAUAUUUUAUUUGGAUUUACUUUCACUGGAGAUGCAAAGAAACCAACUCCACUGUGUGUGUUGUGUGGUGAAAAGCUAUCUAACAGUGCUAUGGUCCCAAGUAAACUUAAACGCCAUCUCCAAACAAAACACCCUUUGCUUCAAAAUAAGAAUGCGGACUAUUUUGUUCGCCUGCGUGAAAACACGGAGAAACAGGCAACUUUCAUGAGAAAAACCACAAAGGUAAAUGAAAGAGCUCUUAAAGCUAGCUAUCAAGUUGCUGAACUUAUAGCCAAGUCAAAAAAGUCGCACACUGUGGCAGAGACAUUAAUACUUCCCGCCUGCAAAGCUAUUGUAGAGGAGAUGCUAGGACCUGAAGCAGCUAAGGAAAUAGCCAAAGUCCCACUCUCAGACAACACAAUUUCCAGACGUAUUAAUGACAUGUCUGCAGACAUUGAAAGUGUAGUUUUGGAAAAGAUCCGUAUCAGUGAGAAAUUUGCAUUGCAACUUGACGAGUCUACUGAUAUCAGUGGACAUGCUCAACUUUUGGCCAAUGUGCGUUUUGUGGAUGGUGAUGCAAUUAGAGAAAACUUCUUUUUUUGCAAGGCAUUGCCAGAAAAAACAACAGGAGAAGAAAUUUUUCGGGUCACAUCAGAAUACCUUGAACAAGGAGGACUUAAGUGGGAAAACUGCACAAGUGUCUGCACCGAUGGAGCUGCAGCCAUGGUCGGGCACACCAAAGGCUUUGUAAGCAGAGUGAAGGAAAGAAAUCCAGAUGUGAUUGUUACACAUUGUUUUUUACACCGUGAGGCCCUCGUAGCCAAGACUUUACCAGCAGACCUAGUUCCUGUGUUGGAUGAUGUUGUGCGCAUGGUAAACUUUGUAAAGUCACGACCCGUGCAAAGUCACAUAUUUGCAGCUUUGUGUGAGGAGAUGGGAGCGAAGCAUAAAACCUUGCUGUUUCAUACGGAGGUCCAGUGGUUGUCGCGUGGCAAGGCCUUGGUUCCUGUGUAUGAGCUGCGGGAGGAACGUAAAGUGUUUCUGACAAAUGAGAGGUCAGAUUACGCAAAGCUGCUUGCAAGUGAUGAGUGGUGUGCAAGGCUGGCAUACCUGGCAGAUAUUUUUCAUCAUCUGAAUGAACUGAACACACGAAUGCAAGGCCGAAAUGAAAACCUGCUUACAAGUACAGAUAAAAUAAAUGGAUUCCGUUCAAAGGUGCAACUCUGGCGUCAACACGUGGAAAGUGGCAAUCUUGAAAUGUUCACACUCACCAAGCAAUGGCAAGGUGUUCACACUGCUGCACUGUGUGAGAUAAUAGUUAAACAUUUAAAAACUCUCAAGGAGAAGUUGUCAUUUUAUUUCUCUUCAGUCUCCACUGAAUGCCUUGACUGGGUUAGGGACCCUUUUAGCUCAGCAUCAAUUGGUGGAAAGGACAUGACUUUACAGGAGAAGGAGGAACUAACUGAACUGAGACAAAAUCGUGGUUUCAAGCUAAGAUUUGCUGAUCUACCUUUGGACAGUUUUUGGUUGGAUACUGUGGGAACCCAAAAGCUGUCGUCUUGA